Rosa chinensis is the source of this 938-nucleotide messenger RNA. RefSeq lists its product as uncharacterized. The coding region runs from base 79 to 612 and encodes 177 amino acids. Lineage: Eukaryota; Viridiplantae; Streptophyta; Magnoliopsida; Rosales; Rosaceae. The transcript has 3 exons. The record is from RefSeq and is a predicted model, not a curated record.
UCGUGCACUUUUUUGUGUUGGUGACAAAGUGACUCCUGGGUCUCGAACACACCCCAAAAUACCCAGAGAGCAUCAUCAAUGGAAGAACCAACGCCACCGACCCAAAUCCCAAAUCCUCCUCCGAACGCAGUCGAAACUCCCCCUCAUCUUCAUCCAAAGACCAAGAAGAGACCCCUCGACAGUGAUGCCCAAAUCCCCAACUCCGGCUACUUCAAAAUUCGUGCCGUCCUCAGAGACAUUCGUCCUAAUGUUCUUGAGGUUCUCCGGACCCCUGACUUUCAGAAGUGUAAGGCAGCCAACGAAAUUCAAGAACAGGUGAAGCUUCUGAUGGAACUAUACAAACAGAUGACAGCACAAGCACUUUCCGCACCAAGAUGUGACAAUGUGCCAGAAGGGCAGCUUUCAUCUGCUGCGCCAUCAGAACAUAAUCUUCCUUCAGGUAUAUCUGGUCAGAAGCAGCAGGUUGAAGAUGAACAAAAUAAAGGGACUUAUGUUGUUGGAGGAUCAGCUUUUGGCUGGAACUUCAUCACCUUUUCCACCACGGAACCAGUCUAUUAUGGUAUGACAAAGGAGUCAUUUCGAGCACAAGCAGCAAAGCUGACAACUGCAUAAUCCUACAGCACUAUGGGCCGUUGAAAUACAUUAACAAUGAGUAAAAAAUGUUCUCACUGCUAUGAUGAUGUUUCCUGAAUGGAAUUUAGACAUUGGCUGUUUAUGCUAGAAGAAAUUCCUGAAGCCUACCCGCUAUAUUAGUAUAAUGGGACUUAAGCUGAUAAUUUGAUCAAUUGCAUUGGGUGAAAGUUUUCAUUAAUAGUAGUUGUUAGUUCUUAGCACCCCUUUAUAUAUCAAAGGGGAUCACCCAGUAAGAAUGUUGUAAAACUCUGAUUUGUUUGGUAUGUCAUCUUCUUUUACAUGAAAUCCUUUGGGAGCUACAGUUA